AUGCCCUUCCGAGAUGCUGGUGUUGGACAGCCUAUGCCGAUUCCAGCUUUGGCUACAGCUCUUGCAAAUGCUACACCUGAACAGCAGAGGACGAUGCUUGGUGAAAGCUUGUAUCCCCUAGUGGAACGGCUGGAGCGUGAUUCAGCAGCCAAGGUUACAGGCAUGCUUCUAGAGAUGGACCAAACUGAGGUUUUGCAUCUCCUGGAAUCGCCAGAAGCUUUGAAGGCUAAAGUAGCAGAGGCCUUGGAGGUAUUGAGGAGUGUUGCUGCUCAGCAACAGGCCAACAGUCCUGCUGACCAAUUGGCUUCACUAUCCCUGAAUGAUAACCUUGUCUCUUGAGAGACUGAAAAUUUCGGUCUAGUAUCUUGGCAGAGGAGUUACUAGACCUUUAUUUGUCAACACUGGGCAAUCUUAUUAGUUUGGAAUAUUUAUAUAUGGUAUGUUUUUGGUGGUCAUAGGAUUUUUGAUACUUGACUAGAACAUGGAUUGUUUUGGCUUGAUUGUUUUUUUUUUAAAGUUAUUUAGUUUACUUGGCUUGUUAUUGAGAACUAUAAGUUUGUUUAAUGUUAUUGAAAGUUUGUUUUAGAACAA
Theobroma umbraticum is the source of this 591-nucleotide messenger RNA. Its product is annotated as polyadenylate-binding protein 8-like. Gene Ontology annotation, biological process: protein polyubiquitination; positive regulation of canonical Wnt signaling pathway. Lineage: Eukaryota; Viridiplantae; Streptophyta; Magnoliopsida; Malvales; Malvaceae. Gene Ontology annotation, cellular component: cytoplasm; nucleus. Gene Ontology annotation, molecular function: ubiquitin-ubiquitin ligase activity; RNA binding. The record is from RefSeq and is a predicted model, not a curated record.